Arachis duranensis is the source of this 336-nucleotide messenger RNA. RefSeq lists its product as uncharacterized. The transcript has 2 exons. The record is from RefSeq and is a predicted model, not a curated record. Lineage: Eukaryota; Viridiplantae; Streptophyta; Magnoliopsida; Fabales; Fabaceae. The coding region runs from base 1 to 336 and encodes 111 amino acids.
AUGAGGGCAGCAGCGGCAGAAGCUCGCACCGCCGUGGACGGUGGCGAUGAAGGCGGCCGCGGUGGCGGUUCAGUGAGAGAGCAGAGGGGGAGAAUGAGUAGUGGCGAGUCGGUGGGAGAGAGAGGGAGGAAGAAGAAGGGGGAAAUCGGAGAUGAGGGGGGAGUGGUGACGGGUGAAAGAAGAGGGAUGAGAGGGAAGGUAGGGGGUGGUGAUGGCGGCGCUGCCGGCGGUGAUGAAGGUGGUUAUGGGAGUUGCAGAAAUGGCGAUGGAGGUUGGGGAGGGAGAAGGGCGCAACUGCACGACGUUAUUCGCGUGUUAGGGUUAUCAUCAAUUUAG